AUGGCACCUUCAUCACUCCGCAUGGGGCUCCUGAGUGGAAUCACAACCAUCCUCUAUGGGUCUAGCAUCGUUGCCGCGAAUGAUCUUUCCAAUGAUUCUGAUCUCUUGAAAUAUGUCGAUCCCCUGAUUGGUACAGCGAAGGGAGGCCAUGUUUUUGCGGGAGCUACUUUGCCAUAUGGAAUGGCCAAAGCAGUAGCAGACACGGCGGGCGAGAAUCAGGCCGGCUUUGCUUAUGACACAGAGGUUGUCACUGGUUUUUCUCACAUGCAUGACGAUGGAACCGGUGGCUCUCCGUCUAUGGGAAACUUUCCUAUAUUUGUUCAAGCGAAUUGCCCACAUGAUGAUCUCAAUCAAUGCAAGUGGCAACAGUCUGAUAGAGCAUCUGCUUGGGACAAAAAAUCUGUUGAGGCUCGCCCGGGAUAUUUCGGCAUCUCACUAGCAAACGGUGUUCAUGCAGAAAUGACAGCGACGAAUCGAUCUGCUCUGUAUCGAUUUAGUUUCACUAAUACCAGUGAGGCACUCAGUCCGUUGAUACUUCUGGAUCUGAUGGAUCUGCCCCAGUCACGGGAAAAUGGAACCGCCAGCGUUGACCCAGAGACCGGUCGUCUCACAGGAAGUGGUGUUUUUGCCCCCAGCUUUGGUAUUGGAACCUACAAGUCCCAUGUUUGCGUCGAUCUCAAAGGAGCCGACCUCCGCGAUACAGGAAUCUGGGCGAAAAACAAAACCAACAGUGCAAGGAAGACGCUGGAACUCGGAAACAAUCUGAAUUCCAGAACUUCAGCUGGCUCAUUUGUCAGACUCAAGGCCCCCAAAGGCGACAACAUUCUUGCUCGCGUUGGAGUUAGUUUCAUCAGUGUUCAGCAAGCAUGCUCUAACGCGGAACGAGAGCAACCCGACUGGGACUUCGAGGGCACCGUUGCCGCAGCCGAAUCCGCCUGGAAGAAGAAGCUGAAUGUUGUAUCCGUGGAUGCAAGUGGUGUGUCAUCUGAUCUUCAAACAAUUUUCUGGAGUGGGUUGUACCGCACAAUGCUCAGCCCGCAGGACUAUACGGGCGAGAACCCCCUAUGGAAAAGCGACGAGCCAUAUUACGACAGCUUCUACUGCAUCUGGGACUCUUUCCGUAGCAUUCAUCCACUGCUGACUUUGGUUGACCCCCAAUCCCAAUCCCUCAUGAUCCGCAGUUUGAUUGACACGUACAGACAUGAAGGGUAUUUGCCCGAUUGUCGCAUGUCACUUUGCAAGGGAAACACACAAGGUGGAUCGAACGCCGAUGUCGUCAUAGCCGAUGGGUAUUUGAAGAAGAUUCCCGGUGUCGAUUGGGAUACUGCAUAUGAGGCUGUUGUAAAGGACGCAGAGGUCGAGCCACCAAAUUGGGACGUUGAAGGCCGCGGUGGCCUUAAGAGCUGGAAGAAUCUCGGCUACAUACCAUACCAAGACCAUGACACAGAUGGGAAGGGUACUCACACAAGAAGUGUCUCGCGGACUGUGGAGUAUGCUUACAACGACUUCUGUAUUGCUGAAAUGGCCCAAGGCAUGGGUCUUAAAGCCGACCAAGAGAAAUACACGAAGCGAUCUGGCAACUGGGCUCACGUUUUCAAAGCAGACCAGAAGUCAAGCAUCAAAGGUGUCGACACUGGGUUUACCGGGUACCUUCAGCCUCGAUUCAUGAACGGCACAUGGGCCUACCAGGACCCGAUCUUCUGCAGUCCACUUCUGAACUUCGACUCUUGCUAUCUUAAUCCUGAUGGCCAUGAGACUUACGAAGGCAGUGCAUGGAUGUACACGUUCUACGCACCCCAUGAUAUGGGAUCUUUGAUCAAGACUCUUGGUGGCGCUGAAGCCUUUACCUCCCGAUUGAGCUAUCUCCACAGCUCCGGACUGCUCUACGUGGGUGACGAGCAAGCAUUCCUACCCGUUUACCAGUUCCACUACGCUGGACGCCCGGGACUUUCGGCGAAUCAAAGUCAUUUCUACAUCCCAUCCCAAUUCAACACGACCGUGAAUGGUCUCGCUGGCAAUGACGACAGCGGAGCCAUGGGAUCCUUCAUCGUUCUAAGCAUGAUGGGUGUCUGGCCUGUAGCCGGGCAAGACGUCUACCUCAUCACUCCGCCAUACUUCAAGGAAGUCAGUAUUCGCAACGAUCUCACCGGCAACGUUUUCACCAUUCGAAACAUCAACUUCGACCCAAGCUAUAAAUCGAUCUUUAUACAAAGGGCUAAGUGGAAUGGCAAGCCUUGGACAAAGAACUGGUUUGCCCAUAAAUUUUUCACGGAGGGUGGUGUGCUUGAACUUGAAUUGGGUCCCAAGGAGAGCGACUGGGGAACUCAUCGCGAGGAUCUUCCUCCUAGUUUGAGCGAAUACGAGUGA
Messenger RNA from Penicillium brevicompactum, 2367 nucleotides. RefSeq names its product glycoside hydrolase family 92 protein. Lineage: Eukaryota; Fungi; Ascomycota; Eurotiomycetes; Eurotiales; Aspergillaceae. The transcript has 5 exons. Bases 1 to 2367 code for a protein of 788 amino acids. The record is from RefSeq and is a predicted model, not a curated record. Gene Ontology annotation, cellular component: cytosol; nucleus. Gene Ontology annotation, biological process: protein deglycosylation; glycoprotein catabolic process; protein quality control for misfolded or incompletely synthesized proteins. Gene Ontology annotation, molecular function: peptide-N4-(N-acetyl-beta-glucosaminyl)asparagine amidase activity; carbohydrate binding.